This is a messenger RNA of Mesocricetus auratus (golden hamster), 1246 nucleotides long. It is a transcript of the gene Spsb2, whose product is annotated as splA/ryanodine receptor domain and SOCS box containing 2. The transcript has 3 exons. NCBI's taxonomy places the organism in Eukaryota, Metazoa, Chordata, Mammalia, Rodentia, Cricetidae. The coding region runs from base 235 to 1029 and encodes 264 amino acids. The record is from RefSeq and is a predicted model, not a curated record. Gene Ontology annotation, cellular component: SCF ubiquitin ligase complex. Gene Ontology annotation, biological process: proteasome-mediated ubiquitin-dependent protein catabolic process; protein ubiquitination; intracellular signal transduction. Gene Ontology annotation, molecular function: protein binding.
CGUCCUGCGUCCCCGCUGGAGCCGGAAGCAGUCGCGGGUCAGGGGUGCGCCUAGCCUGCCCCCGUCCGUCCGUGCUUCGGCCGAGGUCCCUGCGGGCUGGGGAGCCCGGCGAGGUGCGGGGAGAAGGCGAGCGUGAAGUCUGAGGGGCGAACUCGGGACGAUCCGGAAGUUCAAGUUUCAGAAGAGAGACUCUGCAGGAAGCCUGUUGCGAGGAUCCCUUCAGCUGCUCACCUCAUGGGCCAGACGGCCCUAGCAAGGGGCAGCAGCAGCACCCCCACCUCGCAGGCUCUGUACCCUGACUUCUCUCCUCCCGAGGGCUUGGAGGAGCUCCUGUCUGCUCCCCCUCCUGACCUAGGGGCCCAGCGACGCCACGGCUGGAACCCUAAGGAUUGCUCCGAGAACAUCGACGUCAAGGAAGGGGGGCUGUGCUUUGAGCGGCGCCCUGUGGCCCAAAGCACUGAUGGAGUCCGGGGAAAGAGGGGUUACUCGAGGGGCCUGCAUGCCUGGGAGAUCAGCUGGCCCCUGGAGCAGAGGGGCACACACGCCGUGGUGGGCGUGGCCACCGCCCUCGCCCCGCUGCAGGUUGACCACUAUGCGGCGCUUUUGGGCAGCAACAGCGAGUCCUGGGGCUGGGAUAUUGGGCGGGGGAAAUUGUAUCAUCAGAGUAAGGGCCUUGAGGCCCCCCAGUACCCAGCUGGACCUCAGGGUGAGCAGCUAGUGGUGCCAGAGAGACUGUUGGUGGUUCUCGACAUGGAGGAGGGGACUCUGGGCUACUCUAUUGGGGGCACCUACCUGGGACCAGCCUUCCGUGGACUGAAGGGCAGGACCCUCUAUCCCUGUGUAAGCGCUGUUUGGGGCCAGUGCCAGGUUCGCAUCCGCUACAUGGGCGAAAGAAGAGCCGAGGAACCACAAUCCCUUCUGCACCUGAGUCGUCUGUGUGUGCGCCAUGCGUUGGGAGAUACCCGGCUUGGCCAAAUAUCCACUCUGCCUUUGCCCCCUGCCAUGAAGCGCUACCUGCUCUACAAAUGACCCUGUAGCACCAGAUGGCACAGGCACCUGGUCAUCAUCAGUACUGUGGGGACAGGUGGAGAGGCACCAUUGGUCUGGAAAAAACCAGUGAAGCUGAGAGAAGAGGCCGGGCCUCUUCACCAACCCUUAUAGAUGGGUGAGACGCGGAAAUGAAGCUGAAGGCUGUGGCAGCCUGGUAAAAAGAUGUUUUUCAAGUAAAAGAUGAGUUGUAUUGUCA